Messenger RNA from Notolabrus celidotus (New Zealand spotty), 3900 nucleotides. RefSeq names its product UDP-Gal:betaGlcNAc beta 1,3-galactosyltransferase, polypeptide 1b (gene b3galt1b). Gene Ontology annotation, molecular function: N-acetyl-beta-D-glucosaminide beta-(1,3)-galactosyltransferase activity. NCBI's taxonomy places the organism in Eukaryota, Metazoa, Chordata, Actinopteri, Labriformes, Labridae. Gene Ontology annotation, cellular component: membrane. The transcript is spliced from 2 exons. The coding region runs from base 322 to 1308 and encodes 328 amino acids. The record is from RefSeq and is a predicted model, not a curated record.
AAAAAACAGUGCUUUAGGAUGCUGGAGCAAAGCAGCAGCGUAUCAUCAGGACCACAAGUCUGAGUAGGAUGGAGACACAGAGAGAGAUUUAAAUGGAGAAACAGCAGUGCCACCCUGAUAAAUCGGACCUCCAUAUGAUUACAAAGUGCUUUGCAUUUAAACGCAAACAGCACCACUUCUCUCUAAAGUAAUCCAUGACUGACAAUUAAUGUCAGACUGCCCGCUGGAGCAGCUUCAUGCUGCGUUGCUGGCUAGAACUCUGCUAAUGGAAAGAAAGCCUUAUAAGAUCCUGCUCUUCAAAAUACACCUAAAUGCAGCAUAAUGCCUUCAAAAGUGUCAUGUUUAUACUUGUUGACAGUGGUUUGCUGGGCGAGCGCUCUGUGGUACUUGAGUCUAUCUCGCCCGACAACUAAUUAUGUUGGCCACAUGUCCGUGCCUCUACGCAAGCCUGUGAAACCCCCCAAAAACAUCACCUUCACCAACAUCCGCACCCGCCCCCUUAACCCACAUGCCUUUGAGUUCGUCAUCAGUGAGGCCAAGAAGUGUGAAAGUGUCACACCCUUCCUGGUCAUCCUCAUCAGUACCACGCACAAAGAGUUCGAUGCCCGGCAGGCCAUCAGGGAGACCUGGGGGGACGAGAGCACCUUCACCGACAACCGCAUCCUCACCAUCUUUCUGCUGGGCAAGAACACAGAUCCCGUCCUCAACCAGAUGGUGGAGCAGGAGAGCCAGAUCUUUCAUGACAUUGUGGUGGAGAAUUUUAUAGAUUCGUACCACAACCUCACCUUAAAGACCAUUAUGGGCAUGCGCUGGGUGGCAACCUUCUGUCCUCAAGCGCAGUACAUCAUGAAAACAGACAGCGACAUCUUUGUUAACAUGGACAAUCUUCUCUUCAAGCUCCUCAAACCCACCACCAAGCCCAGGAGGAGAUACUUCACCGGCUAUGUCAUAAAUGGAGGCCCCAUUAGAGACAUGCGCAGUAAAUGGUACAUGUCCAGAGACUUGUAUCCUGAAAGUAGAUACCCGCCUUUCUGCUCGGGCACAGGCUAUGUGUUCUCUGCAGACGUAGCGGAACUCAUCUAUAAGACUUCUUUACACACAAGACUGUUGCACCUGGAGGAUGUUUACGUGGGACUGUGUUUGCGUAAGCUAGGUAUACACCCGUAUCAGAACAGUGGGUUUAAUCACUGGAAGAUGGCUUACAGUCUGUGCAGGUACAGACGAGUUAUCACCGUGCACCAGAUCUCCCCUGAGGAGAUGCAUCGCAUUUGGAAUGACAUGUCCAGCAAGAAGCACCUGAGAUGUUAGAGGAUAAGGACCUCUGAACAAAAAACGUUCUCUUUUCUUUUGCCUUUUCUCUCCUUUAAAAAAAAUCACCUCACUUAGUAAUGUAAAACAUCGAGGGCUGCUUUAAGUCUAAAUUUAAUAAUGACUGUAUCUUAAGUUGGACGACACAUCUACAACUCCUCAUGCACAAAAGUGAAGCCAAAAUUUCCCUGACAUCUUGCUGUAGUGACUUCAUUGGAGCCAACUCUUGGUAGUGAUUGGCUGGUGAAGCCACAGAUUUGAUGUCUUGCCCCUUCUGCUACCCAAACUAUAGACUGUAUGAAACACGGACAUGACCUCAGGCACCCAUUGGUUACUGGGGAGGUGUUAUGGAGAAAUUCUGACUCCAACUAACUUCCAGCCAAUCUUAAAUCUGGCAAAGAGGCAGAGUUGAGGCUAUAGCCUGACAACUUACCUGUCUAUGGAGCUACAGGUUUUGCACUUUUGCAUUGGCUCUCUUAUUCAACACCAGGGGUAGCUGUUUGCCCAAAAAUACAUAUUUAACCUAAUGAUAAAGAGGCAAAAGCAAUUACGGUUGAUACAGUCUUCAGAAGGACAGCUUCUUGUCGUGGUUUGAAGCAGACACUUGCAGUUAGGGUUACUUUAAAGGUGACAUAUCAUGCAAAAUUGACUUUUUAAUGGUUCUCUACCUGAAAUAUGUGCCCCUGGCAUGUCUAUAAACCCCCCGAAAAUGAAAAAAACACAUUCUGCCCCUGUUUUGAUUUCUCCACCUUUCUGUAAAUGUGUGCUGAAACAAGCCGGAGGGGGCGUGGUCAGACAGCUCAUUCUCAUUUAAAGGCACAGACACAGAAAACAGCCUGUUCUGAGCAGGGCUGAAAAAAAGGGGUUUACAGGCAUGCCAAAAUCUGAUUUCAACGUGUUUUUUAGAGCAAUAAACUUUAAAGACAUGUUUUGGGGACCUAUUAGACCAAUAUAUUUUGACACCUUUAAAGGCAAUAGUUUGUGUAAUGUUCAUUAUGUCUCCUCCUGCCUUACCUCCUAACACAGCAGGAGCACUGUUGGUCAACAAAGCUGUCAAUCAUGACAUUACACCCCCUUUUGAAAGCCCAAAAAUGUAUUUGGUAUGCAUUUUGCUUUUAAAGUUUUGACCAAUAUCCCACCUGUUAACAUUAAAGAGGUGGGCUUUAUGACCUGUACUGCAGCAAGCCACCAUGGGCAUUGAAAAUGUUUUGGCCUCACUUUGGGGGAACCGUCGUGUCAUCUGCCUUUUUAUACAGUCUUUGCUAUUUCAUGACAGCUGUUUCAUUCAAUUCUAUAUGCGUCUAUCUCUGCUGAUUACACUUGAUGAUUGUUAACGCCUGCAUGAGGCUUGUACAGCGUGUAUUCUUCUCAUACAUCAUUCUAAUGUGGUGUUACUGAAACUCAUUCUUCCUCAUGGACUCUUAACAUAAGCGGUCUAUUCUUUACAAGCAUAAAGUCAAUCAGCGUUAAGCAUUAUGAUGUGUGGCCUAACAGAAAGUACUGACUUUAGCUCAAGCCCUCACGGCGGAAACCUUCAGUCCCGCUAAAGUGUCCUUGAGAAAGACACUAAAUCUGUACCAGCUGCACGGCUGCUGACUCAGCACCCUGAUCUUCCUGCAGAAGUGCAAGCCUAAAGGGAAUUUCUAUGCUGUAAUCAAUGAAGCAUUAAAUUACAGUAAAAUAUCUGUGAUAGUAUACAUUUAGGAAGCUGUUAUUUGGAAAUGAAACAAAUUUUCUUGAACACAGAGAGGGAAAGUUUAUCGAACCAACAGGUUGUGUGUGGAGAUUAAAUCUAGCCCAAGCUGCUCCUCCUUAAUUGUAUUUACACAGUCAGAUAUAUAAAGCUAAAAUGAAUGAACCACAGUUCUCUAGCAUUAGGUUUAAUAAAGACACAUAGUUGACUUUGCUGGAUGAUCUCAUUUUCUUACAAAUUUGCCUGAUGUUUUUGUUUACACACAUUUCACUGCCUAUGAAAAUGUAUUUUGUUUUCAAUCUAACAUUUCCGACAUAUUUAUACUUGUGGUAAAUGUGUUUCUCAGCUACCAGCUCUUCAUUACUCCAGCUGCUGCUCUUUUUUUUUAUGUAGGCAGUAAGUCGGCAUCUAUUUCAGACCAUCAACUCCUCCACACAUUAGAGAAAUACAGCAUCACAACGUGCAAGUCUGAGUUGAAGUGUAGCUAAGACCAUUACAGACUGGAUGUAUUAUCAUAUGUAUCUUGCAUAUCAGUAAUUACUGAAGCACUGCUACUGACAUCACGGGGAAAUCAUUGUGUGUCUCAGAAAUUGUGGCUUUCAUGGCCAAAUGUUUUCUUUUUCUCAGAAGUUUUGUAGUAUUAUAAGCUAAUGUGACAUUAACUGUGAAAGCAUCUAUCCCGCAAGGGGUUGUUGUUAUAUAUUGUAUGUUUUUUAUAUUAAAAAACAAAUACUUGAAUAAUUAAAGUUAUAUAACUGCUUUUACUUGUUGCCUGUUUUGGGUUCUCUGUUACAGAUCUCCAGAGGGUUAUGCUUGGUUUAUGUGAGGUUUCUUUUAUGUUUUGUUUUCAUUGUUUUUGUAAUUAAAGAGCAGGGUCUCUUAUAGUGCUGGCAUAAGGA